CAAAAUCUCUGAAGCUAUAGAACUGGAUAUAUACAUUUUUUUGUUCUCUCUUAUUCAUGUGCAGGAUGGCUGCUGCUACUGCAUCUAUCUUUCUCCAAGCCCCAGGGAGCUCCUGAUCUUUUAUGUUUGGGAUUCCACUCCGCAGCUUUGCUAAGGACCAGUUGAUAGCAUCAAUGAGGACUGCAUCUAAGCUUCCAGUCUCCAGCAGGUGAAUGGGACUGGGAGACGAAAAGACCAGUGGAAGAGAGAAGCUUGUUUUUUAUGUGGUUAUUAGUAACAACUCACCUUUUGUUUUGUGAUGCUGAGGCUUGUGGAGUACCAGCUAACGUGCAGUGUAGAAUCAUUCAGCUGUGACUGUCUUGGGCUAUCAAUGGAAUCUUAAACAAAGCUAAGGAAAUCCCAGGGAAUCCCAUAUUAACUUAACUUUGAGGGGAUUUUGUUUCUAACAAUGACACAUUACUGGCUGUCCUUGCGGAGUAUGGUAUUAGAAUACUGGGCAGUAUUACUCUGCUAUGUCUUCUGGCUUCAGAACUGUCAAGGAAUGCCACACGUUAUCCGCAUAGGAGGUAUCUUUGAAUUUUUGGAAGGACCAACUGGGCAAUUUGUGAGUGCAGAAGAACACGCAUUCAGGUUUGCAGCAAACAUUAUCAACCGAAACAGAACGUUGUUACCAAACACAACACUUACUUAUGACAUUCAGAGGAUUAACCUGUAUGACAGCUUUGAAGCCAACCGUAAAGCUUGUGAUCAACUGGCACUAGGAGUUGUUGCCAUCUUUGGCCCAUCUCACAGUUCCUCAUCAAACGCUGUCCAGUCUAUCUGCAACGCAUUGGAAGUGCCACACAUCCAGGUUCGAUGGAAGCACCACCCUCUAGAUAACAGGGAUGCUUUUUAUGUCAACUUGUACCCAGACUACGCUUCUCUCAGCCAUGCAAUCCUGGACCUCGUACAGUUCUUGAAGUGGAGGUCAGCUACAGUGGUCUAUGAUGACAGCACAGGUCUUAUCCGCCUACAGGAACUCAUCAUGGCCCCUGCUCGAUACAACAUUCGUUUAAAAAUCCGCCAGCUUCCCCCAGAAUCUGAGGACGCCCGUCCCCUCUUAAAAGAGAUGAAAAGAGGAAGGGAAUUCCGCAUUAUCUUUGAUUGUAGUCACACUAUGGCAGCUCAGAUUCUCAAGCAGGCUAUGGCAAUGGGCAUGAUGACUGAAUACUACCACUUCAUCUUCACUACACUGGAUCUCUACGCAUUGAAUCUGGAACCAUAUCGUUAUUCUGGGGUGAACUUAACUGGUUUCCGGAUUUUAAAUGUGGAGAAUCCAUAUGUUUCUGCAAUUGUGGAGAAAUGGUCAAUGGAACGGUUACAAGCAGUCCCAAAGAUAGAAAGUGGCCUACUGGAUGGAAUAAUGACGACAGACGCUGCUCUGACAUAUGACGCAGUCCAUAUCGUGUCCGUUUGCUAUCAGAGGGCACCACAAAUGACAGUCAACUCCUUGCAGUGUCAUCGGCAUAAAGCCUGGAGGUUCGGCAGUCGCUUCAUGAACUUCAUCAAAGAGGCCCAGUGGGAAGGACUGACCGGGCGUAUUGUAUUCAACAAAACCAGCGGGCUAAGAACAGAUUUUGAUCUGGAUAUCAUCAGCCUAAAAGAAGAUGGCCUGGAAAAGGUGGGAACAUGGAAUCCUUCUGAUGGUUUGAACAUCACAGAUGUCUCUAAAGGACGAGGUCCUAAUGUCACACAGUCCUUGACCAACCGCUCGCUCAUUGUCACAACAGUGUUGGAGGAGCCUUAUGUGAUGUUUAAGAAGUCAGACACACCUCUUUUUGGCAAGGACCGUUUUGAGGGCUUUUGUAUUGACCUUCUGCAUGAAAUAUCCACUACUCUUGGGUUUACAUAUGACAUUCGUUUGGUUGAAGAUGGAAAAUAUGGAUCACAGGAUGAAAAGGGCCAGUGGAAUGGUUUAGUCAAAGAGCUCAUUGACCAUAAAGCUGACCUGGCAGUGGCCCCUCUUACCAUUACCCAUGUCCGUGAAAAAGUCAUUGAUUUCACUAAGCCCUUCAUGACACUGGGAAUCAGCAUCCUUUACAGGAAGGCCAACGGAACGAGUCCCAGCGUAUUUGCCUUCUUGAAUCCGCUGUCACCUGACAUUUGGAUGUACAUACUCCUUGCCUAUCUGGGUGUGAGCUGUGUUCUGUUUGUUAUAGCCAGGUUCAGUCCUUAUGAAUGGUACGAUGCUCAUCCUUGUAACCCAGGAACAGAUGUUGUCGAGAACAACUUCACCCUACUAAACAGCUUUUGGUUUGCAGUUGGUGCGUUAAUGCAACAAGGAUCUGAGCUGAUGCCCAAAGCUCUGUCUACGAGAAUCAUUGGAGGGAUCUGGUGGUUUUUUACAUUGAUCAUCAUAUCAUCCUACACAGCUAACCUUGCCGCCUUUCUCACAGUAGAGAGAAUGGAAUCCCCCAUUGACUCCGCCGAUGACUUAGCAAAACAAACAAAGAUAACUUACGGAACUGUUGUUGAUGGAGCCACCAUGAAUUUUUUCAAGAAAUCUCGUAUUUCAACCUUUGAGAAGAUGUGGGCAUUCAUGAGCAGCAAGCCUUCAGCACUUGUUAAAGAUAACGAGGAAGGCAUCCGAAGAGUCCUUUCAUCUGACUAUGCUCUUCUAAUGGAAUCAACAGCCAUUGAAUAUAUAAGCCAGAGAAACUGCAACUUAACACAGAUUGGGGGGCUCAUAGACUCGAAAGGCUAUGGAAUUGGUACACCCAUGGGAUCCCCAUACCGAGACAGGAUCAGCAUUGUUAUUCUUCAACUACAAGAGAACAAUCAGUUGCAUGAAAUGAAGGAAAAAUGGUGGCGAUCUGGAGGCUGCCCAGACGAAAAAAUUAAAGAAGCCAGUGCACUUGGCAUCCAGAACAUGGGUGGGAUCUUUAUCGUGCUAGCAGCUGGACUCAUCCUCUCUGUGGUGGUGGCUAUGGCAGAAUUUAUUUAUAAGCUACGAAAGACAGCAGAGAGAGAACAGAGAUCUUUCUGCAGCACAAUGGCAGAUGAGAUCCGGCUGUCUCUUACUUGCCAACGUCGCAUCAAACAUAAAUCACAGCCUCCUGUCAUGGUGAAGAGCGAUGCUGUUAUCAACAUGCACACUUUCAACGACAGGAGACUACCAGGCAAGGAUAAUAUGACCUGCAAUACUGGAUUAACGCCUGUAUUCCCAUAAGACUACCACAGACCAGAUGAUUAGGCAUCAGACCAGAGACUCCAUCUAACCAUCAUGUCUGAUGUCCUGCUCAGCACUUCUUGACUAUCAAGGAGGCCACAGCUGUGCGUUGCACCGUCCACAUGUUCUACGGCCAGAAGUCUCCUGUUUACAGACAAAACUUACAGGCAAUCAAUUGCCAAGUUAAAUUAAUCCUCAGUGGAUAUUGAGAAGCUACAACAAAGUUUGUAGCUUUUCUGAGCAUGGCAAUAAAAUUGAAAAUGACCGAUCUCUUUCCCCUUUUGUGUUUGUGCUAGUGUUGAAGCAUUGACUCCAAGUUUGAAGGACUGAUUCUUUCUUGUCAUACACAGCACAUUAUAUACACACAUGAUCAACUCUCUCUGAGCUGCUCCUUCUGGUAGGUUGCUCAGCAGGUACUUAUACCUCAAAGCUGUGCCUAUGAGGAUAUUGCAAGUGGCACAGACUAUUGGUAUUUAAGAUAUGUCUGAAUCAGACAGCUAUGAGGAUCUUUCACAGAACUGCGUCCUGAAGAGUGUACUUCAGAUCUAACGCAGAUUUGGGAGCCAAUAUGAGGCUGAGGAAGGGAAAUGUUAUUCCAUAAAGACAAGAUUUUCCUUUCCUCUGCACAAAUAACUGAGACUCAGCACGGACCUUCCACUUAAAAGGAAAUUUAUACAACACAUUGAUGCCAUUACACAGACACUUAUGUUGAUAUUUGAAUCUUUAUUUUCAGUUCAAAACUUUCAUUCUCAUGUUAUUGUAUUUCAUACCCAAUGGGACCAACAUUCCCCAUCUAAUAAUGAACAUAACCAAAGACUGAAGCCUGCCUUUUAAAUGUUGAUUGUAACUAAUAGCCAACUAGGUACGGUUGAACAUAACUACAUCACUGCUCAAACAGGCUAAAGUUUUGGUCCUUUAUAUAAAUUACAGCUGAAUUGUGGGGAUUCCAUAAAGAAUGAGCUAUGUAAA
Bombina bombina (fire-bellied toad) is the source of this 4177-nucleotide messenger RNA. RefSeq names its product glutamate ionotropic receptor kainate type subunit 3 (gene GRIK3). The transcript has 16 exons. The coding region runs from base 449 to 3208 and encodes 919 amino acids. Gene Ontology annotation, molecular function: transmitter-gated monoatomic ion channel activity involved in regulation of postsynaptic membrane potential; kainate selective glutamate receptor activity. The record is from RefSeq and is a predicted model, not a curated record. NCBI's taxonomy places the organism in Eukaryota, Metazoa, Chordata, Amphibia, Anura, Bombinatoridae. Gene Ontology annotation, cellular component: kainate selective glutamate receptor complex; postsynaptic membrane; plasma membrane. Gene Ontology annotation, biological process: monoatomic ion transport; synaptic transmission, glutamatergic; modulation of chemical synaptic transmission.